AUGCUGAUGGUACAGACUAACGCCCACCCCAUGAAGACCACAAAAAUAAAGGGACCUCCACCUGUACCACCGCGGCCUAGUCAAAGCAUGGUGGCCGAAGCACUCGCUAAGACAAGGAAAGCUGUAGCGGAUUCGAAAGCCACCUUGACUAAGACGAGAACGUUUACUAAGAAUGAAAUUAAUCAUGUUUCGUCGAAGGCUAAAACUUUGGACAGAAACUCUACACCGAGCAAGCCCACCGUAUCGCCGCGACAAAACGGUCUUGCGCGCGUCAAGUCAUUUAUCAAAGACGUUAUUAGUGAUCGAAGCUCUUCGUCUGAUGAGAGGAAAUCCAGUGGUCAGAACUCCAGGCGUAGCUCUAGUGACAGCAAUUCCAUUCAUUCUCCGACAUCGAAUAAGUCUAAUGAAUCAUUGAACUCUAAAGCCGUUAAAACAUGUAGACAAAUAUUAGUGCGGUCGCUUUCAACUUCUAAUAAGUUAGAUCAAGAUUCUAAGUGUAAAGUGUCCAAAUCAUCUAGUUUUGCAGAGAAAACUUUACCUUUACGUAAAGCUCCGCCGCCCCCUUUAUCUCCCAAACCUAAGUUGAAGCCUAUAAAACCUGUGCCGCCUCCUUUACACAGAAGUAUAGAACGUAAUAAACCUUUAAAGGAACCGGAUAUUGGUAUAUAUACUCUGCCAGUGGAUGCUAAGACUCCACCGAGUCCUAAUAUAGAUGCAUGUUACGCUACAGUAGAUGAGAGUUCGAAUGUCAACGAUAGAUUACAAAACAAUUCACCAAAAGAAGUCAAUAUCCUAUCAGAUUCGUUAAAUAAUACCGAAGAACUCGUACAGGACGAGACUUUAAAUAAAAAUAACAAUUCCUUAGAAAGGAAAACUUCCCGAGUAACUGAAAUGCUUAUUUCGGAAAUUCUCGCGAGUAGAAACAAUAACAAAGACGAGGCCAACGCAGUUAUAGAUAAAGGGAAGGAUUCUACUAAUGUAUCUAACGAUAAUGAGUUGUCUGAUAUUGAAAAGAUGAAGGACAUGAAUAACCAUGAAAUGUUAAUAUAUGAGUUGCAAACAAUGAGAUCGCAAUCAAAUGUCCCCGAAUGCUUAGACGCAAAGGAUAAUUACGAUAUGCAAUGUGAUUCAGAUUCUGAACACAAUUACGCAAUGUCGUCGGUAGCGAGUGAGAAUAUUGAAGAUGAUCAGGCUUAUGCGUAUAUACAAGAUGAUGAUCUUAAGUCUAGACUACGUAAGCAGUUUCGAGCGAUCAGUACGAUGUCGCUACAAGGGCUGCCGCCGUUGCCAAAAAGUCUAAGCGGUUUCGCUGACGGCGAGCCGGACCUAACGGAACCCCCCGCGCCGGCCCCCUCGGAAGACAGCCCCCCAACGGAUCUUGACUCCCAGUUGGUCUAUUUGAAAAAGGAAAUGAUCCGCUCUCUACAAUAUGGUUUCAUAGGAACUUGUGUGAUCAACAUUGUAUCCUCUUACGUCUGCAAAGUAUGGCGUCUAAACUCUCUGCAAAUUAUGUCCGAAGUGGAAGAAAUAAUAGCCCCGUAUCGUAAUACAUUUAGUAGUAACGAGUAUCCUCCG
This is a messenger RNA of Brenthis ino (lesser marbled fritillary), 1575 nucleotides long. The record is from the annotation of a GenBank genome assembly. Lineage: Eukaryota; Metazoa; Arthropoda; Insecta; Lepidoptera; Nymphalidae.